CUCAGUUCUCCCCCUUUCUUUCUUCUUCCCUCCUUCGCCGCCGUCAACAACCAGGAGGUCGGAUCAUUUUCUUUACUGUAUACACCGUUCUUCGAUUAUCCUCCGCCACCGUAAUGCCUCCCGGUUAUCCAUCUCAGCUGUUGAAGCUCUUUCGCCGGUCUCCCAUGGCGCAAACACUUUCAGUGCCCGUAAUACCAUCAAUCUCCGGCAUCGGCAACACCAACCCUUCAAACACCUUCAAUUCCGCUUCAUCAAUCAUUCCCAAGAUUGGCGGUUUGAUGAGUAUAAGAUGUGCUCAUGUGGGAGGAGUCCAGAUACCGAACAACAAAAAGCUUAUGUAUUCUCUGCAAUAUAUACAUGGGAUUGGUCGAACUAAAGCUAAGAAGAUCUUAAUUGACCUUGGGAUGGAGAAUAAAUUGACCAAGGAUUUGUCUGGAUACGAGCUAGCCACUCUUCGUGAUGAAGUCUAUAAGUACAACAUUGAAGGGAACCUUAAGAGGUCCAUUGACGAUGCGAUUAUGAGGCUAAAGCAGAUUCGGUCUUACAGAGGUUCUAGGCAUCUUGAUGGAUUGCCCUGUAGAGGUCAGGGGACCAAGAACAACUGCCGUACUUUGAAGGGGAAGAUCAGGGUUACUAUUGCUGGGAAGAAGAAGCCACCACGCUGAUUUGGUUGUUUUUUUUUCUGAAGUUUAGGUUCGAUAUGGUUGGAGUGUUUAGGUUCUUUUUAGUUUGCUUUGUAGGGAGCUUCAACUUCUCCAGCAUUGAUCUGAGCAUGCCAAAAUCUGUUUCUUUUUUUUGUGCGAAAGGAAUAUUGCAUAUUCUGUCAGGUUUCUAGCUGUCACUGUCUUUUAGUACAAUGCAUGAUUUCUGGAAGACGGGCAUCUUCCGCAACGCAAGCACCCAUCUUUCGAUCUUAUAUUUUAGCAGAUUGAUGGUAUGUUGUUGCUCCAAUCAAAGCUGGAUGAGUGUUUUAUGCAAAUUUUUGCAAACUAUGGAUUUGAAUUUGGAAUAUGUGAUCAGUACUGCAUGGCCAUGUUUAACUACAGUUGUAAAUGAUUUUAAGCUAUAUAAUGAAUGAUUCAUCUUUGGUAAAUGACCUUUGUUUUCGGGUCCGUUUGAUACCUCUGGGAAGUAAAGAAGAUGGUUACCUUCUAAAUCAUUUGCAAUUUGCAUUUUGUGGUGGUUACUCAAGUAACAAUUCUUCUGCUUACUGUUUUCAACUUUCAAGUUCCCAAACUUGCUCAAUAUAUUCUUUGUUACAAGUGGUAAACUGUUGUAUUUAAUACACUGGCCUCCUCUCCUUAGUGCUUCAAAAGCCAUCAACAGUUAGUCAGGGUCGAAACCACCUGCAAACUGAAGUAUUUCCUGGAUGAACAGAGUUGAUGCCCAUGUGUGGAUUCUUCUUCACUAGGCAUUAAUCGUUGCUUUUGAUUUGAUAGUAGCAUCUUUUGCCAUCAGUGCUCCGACAGUAUCAUUCUCUAGAUCAUGCAAAAACUGUUGCAGCAAUUCAUUGAUUCGCCCUUGGGUUAGAGUCUUAAUAUCCCAAGUUCUUUUCUCCUUUCUCAGGAAGGGAUUGGCUGCAUCCAGAACGAGUUUUACAAAUUAUAUGAGUAGCAAUGGUUGGAAAUCAAUGAUCACAUAUUUUUCACACAGAAGUGCUCACCCAUAAUUCAUUCCUCAGGGAAGAAACAGUUACUAUUGUUGCUCCUGAAGUUGAGAGAGUUCCAGCAGAGCUUCAGCAACCUUCUUACACUUUAACAGUUUUGUCUCCACAUAUAUUUGCAGCCUCUUAGUCUUAGGUGGUUUUGCUCAUACCCUGUACUACACUAACUGCCUUCGUGAUUGCUGCAAUGACAACUGGCAAGCUGCAGGAUAUAUCUUUAACGCCCUUAGGCCAUCUUUAUCAACAACUCCUGAAGCGCCAAUGUUGUUUACCUGUUAUAACGAUGUAAUCAAUUAGUAGAGUUAGAGCAGAGUUUUGAAGUAGUACUAGGUAGUGUUUUUUGUGCAUUGAUAACUUGUACCAAAAUGUAGGGCUGUUCUUUUGAAGAAACCCGACCCGAACCGAAUCGAUCCGAACUGAAUCGUUAUUUUGGUUCUGUUCGGAACCGGGUCAAUUUCUUUUGGAUCACAAAUUGUUUCGAUUCGGUUCGGUUCAGUUCGGGUUAAGUUUCGAAUUUAAACCAAAUUGAUCCGAAAUGAAUCAUUUUGCUAGUGAUGACGUCAUCAAAACUGACGAUGAUGUCAUCACGUCGGAGACGGUCACCGGCCGCGGAAAAAAAUAAAUUUCCGGCAAAGUCUCCGGAAUCUUGGCCGGAAGUUAUCGCCGACUGCGACCGGCGGUGGUGGUUAAAGGUGGUAGCGGCGGUCAACGACUUCAUUAUUAAAAUAUAAUUAUUUACUUUUUGGUUUUGGAUUUUUUCGGUUCAAUUUGGAUAUUCUUUUGACGCGAACAGAUUCGAACCGUUCCAACUUUUAAAAUCUUCGAUCCGAACCGAUCCGAAAUUAGAAUUUCGGUUCGGUUUUGGAUCGGAUCGGUUCAUAUCAUUGGGCCGACCCUAACUGCGGUUCAAAAAGAGCAGCCCUACCAAAAUGGGAAGUUUUCCGAAUUUUCUUGCUAUAAAUGUGGCCAAUGCAUCAGCGCUUUCUGAGUCUUGAACAUCAAGCAGAUGGGAGACAGCAUUUGAUAAUCCUGCUCAACGAAGAAAGAAGUGGCAUAGAUCCCUAUUCUCUCAUUUCUAUUGAAAGAACGGUAACCGGCUAACUGCAGCAGUUGCAAGUUGCUGAACAUUAUAGAAAACUUUGAGCUAGAUUAGAAGAAUGGUAAAGUGGAAAGAUGCUUCUCACUUGAGGACUUUCACGGAUUGAAUAAACUAGAUGUACUGAAGUGUUUUACAAA
Molecule: messenger RNA, 2899 nt
Organism: Oldenlandia corymbosa var. corymbosa
Lineage: Eukaryota; Viridiplantae; Streptophyta; Magnoliopsida; Gentianales; Rubiaceae
Source: the annotation of a GenBank genome assembly